Bacillus rossius redtenbacheri is the source of this 1325-nucleotide messenger RNA. RefSeq names its product abnormal spindle-like microcephaly-associated protein homolog. NCBI's taxonomy places the organism in Eukaryota, Metazoa, Arthropoda, Insecta, Phasmatodea, Bacillidae. The transcript has a single exon. The record is from RefSeq and is a predicted model, not a curated record. The annotation marks the transcript as partial. Gene Ontology annotation, molecular function: protein binding.
CGCAACUCUGAACGGGCGGGCGCAGGCGGACGUGUAGUUAUCCGGGUGUGGCAGUGCUGCCAACAGGCCCGAGGCGCGCAGCGCUGCCAACAGCACGCGCAGCGGCCGGCCUUGACGCGCGGAGCGAGGAGAGCGAGGAGAGCUAGGAGACAGGGCAGGCGGCUGUCACUCGCAGUUGCACGAGGCGCGACGGUGCGGUCGGACCAGGAACUACUGCGCGCUGCGAUGGACGGUGCGACGACUCAGAGCAAGGAGGACGCGGCGGCGGCCAGGAUACAGGCUGGAGUGCGCGGCUACCUGGCUCGCAAGAAGCUGCAGCAGGAGCGGGACGCCGCCACCAAGAUACAGGCGGGCUUCCGAGGCUACAAGACCCGGCAGGCGGCCCAGCAGUGACCGGCGAGGACAUCACACGCCCAGCAUGCACCGCGGCGCCAGCCUGCUCCAAGGCCACCCCUCGUCGAGCCCAGUGAACACCUGCGUGCAUUGUGUUCGAUCGUGUGCCAAUAUUGUAGGGGCAACCAGCGCAACAGCGAAAAUAAGUGUGUGAUUUUUUUUUAUUCUAAGGUAAAGUAGUAAUAAUUUUUUUUAUUGUUACACCUUUGAUGUAUACAUAUAUACAUAUAUGUAUUAUGUAUGUAUAUAUACUAAUAUAUAAACAUUCUUUUUCUAAUUAAAAAUUUGUAAACUAUAAUUUUUAUGAAUCCUGGAAUGGGUUCGCAAUUAUAUACUUUUCAGAAAACUUCCGGUUGAAAAAAAUUACCAAUGUAUAAACACACAGAUAUUAUUAAUAAUACAAUCUAACUUAUACAUAUGGAUUUUUUCAUAACAAGAGAUAUUUCCUUUACUCUCAUUUAGUAAGUAUUUGCUAUGACAAAAUGAACGUGUAUGAGGGAGCACUUAAAGAAUGCUGCCUGGUUUUGUCACGUUGGUAUACCAGCGAGAAUUUAAUUGCUUGCAAAAUGUUUAUACGAGGAAAAAUAAUCACCAUUUACUCAAACAAAGUAUCCUCUUUUUCCUCAUGUUACGUUAUGUUCACGUACAUGAACAACCUGUUCGGAAGAACGGCCAUGAAAGUGGACGCCCGGUUCUGUUGCCGGCAGUGUUAGAGCGUGACCUCAAUCCUGCUGGAGAACUUCACGCUGAGUGACGUAAUGUCUUUUAUAUAUUCUUGAUUUAAAAAAAUUGAAUUAUGUGGAUUCGUUUGGACUUAAAAAUUCAACUUCAAGCAGGAACUUUAAUAGACUGAAAGUUGUAAAUCACCGAUUAGGAAUCAUGUGUGUGUUAAAAAUAAAUUAACAAGAUUAUAUUUUAAAGUUAUUUACGUA